AUGUCUGCUCAACUAGACAUCGCGGCCACCAGGGCCAAGUUCCCGGCUCUAGCUCUGGAUCAAGUCUUCUUCGACAACGCAGGCGGAAGCCAGACACUAGGCACCGUUAUUGACUCCAUCCGGGACUAUCUGUCUCAGACCAACGUUCAGCUGGGCGCCUCAUACAGGGUCGGCCAGCAGGCAACGGCCGCGUACGGUGAGGGAUAUCAGGCCGGCGCAAAAUUCAUCAAUGCAUCCCCUGAUGAAGUCGUCGUCGGUGCCUCUACGACCCAGCUUUUCCGUAACCUUGCCCAUGCCCUCGCUUUUGAUAAAGGUGACGAAAUUAUUGUUUCCGCAGUCGACCAUGAGGCCAAUAUCGCUUCUUGGCUCGACCUCGCCUCGCGCCAAGGCCUCACUGUGAAAUGGUGGAAGCCCGCCGGCGCGCCUAACCCGAAACUCACCGUCGAGAACCUCGAGCCCCUGCUCUCGGAAAAGACCCGUCUCGUGGCCUUCACACACGCCAGCAACAUCCUCGGUACGAUCCAUGACGUUGCUGCCAUCGCCGCCGCCGUCCACAAGGAGACGCCAAAGGGCCUCGUGUGCGUUGACGGUGUGGCCUACGCCCCGCACCGGCCCCUGGACGUACAGGCACUCGGCGUUGACUUUUACGCAUUCAGCUUUUAUAAAGUCUAUGGCCCACACACGGCGAUGCUAUACGCCAGCCGCUCCGUGCAGGACCGGCACAUGCGCUCGCUGGGCCAUUUCUUCAACCCGUCCGGCUCGCUCGAGGGUAAGCUUGGACUCGCCGGAGGCAGCUACGAGCUCGUCUCGGCCGUGCCGCGGGUGCUCGAGUACCUCGGCACGCCCGAUUCCGAGGAGUGGAAGUACAAGGUUGAGCAGGAGAGGCUGCUGCAGUUGACGCUACUCCAGUACCUCAAUGGCCGCGACGAUGUGACGGUGUACGGCGAGACGGAUGCCGGAACGGAGCGCCGAGUACCAACCAUCAGCUUCAGGGUAAAGGGGUGGGGCGCCAAGGAGCUUGUCGCAGCCGUGGAAAAGGACACCGACUUUGGCUUCCGAUGGGGCCACUUUUACUCCUACCGCCUCAUCAAGGAAAUCCUGGGCCUCGACCCCGCGGAUGGGAUUGUGAGAGUCAGCAUGGUGCAUUACAAUAGCCUUGAUGAAAUCAAGAGCUUCGUGGCAGCCUUGGACGAGGCACUGCGAACAAAGGAGUAA
This is a messenger RNA of Colletotrichum graminicola M1.001, 1215 nucleotides long. RefSeq names its product aminotransferase class-V. The transcript has 4 exons. Lineage: Eukaryota; Fungi; Ascomycota; Sordariomycetes; Glomerellales; Glomerellaceae. The record is from RefSeq and is a predicted model, not a curated record. The coding region runs from base 1 to 1215 and encodes 404 amino acids.